This is a messenger RNA of Nannospalax galili (Upper Galilee mountains blind mole rat), 834 nucleotides long. RefSeq names its product transmembrane protein 249 (gene Catsperq). The transcript is spliced from 6 exons. Bases 1 to 834 code for a protein of 277 amino acids. NCBI's taxonomy places the organism in Eukaryota, Metazoa, Chordata, Mammalia, Rodentia, Spalacidae. The record is from RefSeq and is a predicted model, not a curated record.
AUGUAUCCCAUCUGUGAGAAACCAGAGUCCCUGAGGGGACAGCCUUUUUGGCAGCAUAGGCUUGGGCUAUCUAGCCCUGAGGACAACCAGUUUGCCUUCCACGAGGUGGAGACUGACCAGGAAGUCCCCAAGGACCAGUCCAGUGGUCUGUCCACAACCUUCGUUAUCAGGCGCUUCCAGCUCUGGGCCCUAGGAUUCUUCUACACCGAGCGCCACUUGGCCAAACGCCUCAAGAACAACAGCUUUUACCCCUUCAAGCAGCAGCAGCCAGACGUCUUUGUGCUUGAGUACUACCUGGACACGCUCUGGAAGGGGACGGUGCUCUUCAUUGUCUGCCUUCUCCUGGUCUCCUGUGAUGUCCUGAAAAAGGUGCAGAAGCAGGAGACUUGGUGUUUCCCUGCCUAUGGCAUGGGUAUAGGCCUGUGGCUCAUGAUCUCCUCAUUGCCCCGGCGGCGCCUGGUACUGAACCAUACACUUGGCAUUUACCACUUCUCCAUCUGUGGCCGUACUGUAUGUCAGGGACCAAUGCACCUGGUCUACGUGCGCCUGGCGCUUAGCUCUGAUGCCUAUGGAAGGUGCUUCUUCCAGCUGGUCCUUUGUGGCCACAAGCUGGAGCCACUGGUGCUGGUGCAGCUGUCAGAGCACUAUGAGCAAAUGGAAUUCCUGGGCCGGCACAUUGCCAGGAAACUCAACAUCAACUACUUUGACUACCUGGCCUCUUCCUACCGGCAUGUGAUCCGGCAUUGGCCAGUAGGGGCCACCUUUAACCCUGGCAUCGUGCAGCGCAAGAAACGCACCUACACCAAGCUGAGUCUCUCUAACCUGGAUGUGUAA